UAGACCCGCUAACGACAGUCAGAACCGAUGACCAGAAUGACACCAUGACGAUGGAGUACAACCUCACCACCCCGGCUCCAGGUCCACCCUCCCCGCUGCCACCUGCUGAGGAGCUUGACGAAGGCACAGGAGGUGGAGCGGAGGUGGAAGACGAAGCGAUGACACACCUGAGUUACAUUUCUGAAGAUCUGAAUGAGACUGCCGCAGAGGAAGCACUCGAGCAGGAAGAGAUAAAUGGGGAUCAGAUGACCCACAAUCCUCCAGCAAUCAGCCGGGAUUCAGGUUCAUUUGUUCGUGUUGGAGAGACGGGAACCGAAGCAGAAUCCCAGCUGAGCUCUGCUGCUGAAAACACGGAGACCAAUCAAACCGUAACACCGACGCCGCUCAAUCACGUUUCACCGUCGACUCGGACUACAACUCCUCUAAGGACUACAACUCCCAGAGAGCUGACAUCAGCAGCUGUGGAGGAAUCGGCAGAGGAAGGCGGUUUAGUCUCCACCACAGCAAUGACCCUCAUGACUCCCUCCAAGACAUCUGAGGAGGAAGAAGGUGGGGAAGAGGAGGAGGACAAUGACGAGGAGCCGGAGUCCAAUGAGCACAUGUUUAUUGUCCUCAAAACUACAACCGUGAAAAUGGAAACACCGUCAGCCACAACAGUGCAGAGCAUCACAGAGUCUGAUAAGCUGACAGAAAGAUCAGCGGUGACUACAAGGAAAACUUCUCACACAGAAGGUGGAGGAGGUGUCAGGUUCACAUUAACACCAGCAACACCUCCAGCUUCACAGGAGAGAGGGGAGCGAGGUGCCAGCGAGGAGGAGAUGAGCUCUCCGAGGCCGGCUGAAGGCUCACCGAUUAGAGUCCCAACAACGAGAAGCUCGCUCCCACAAACCAGACCGGUGAGAACCCCUCCUGAUGGCUCAUGGGAGGAAGACGUCGCACCUCCUCUUCCUCCUCCUCCUGCUGCUGCUCUCAGUCUACUGAGUAAAGGUCAAAAGCUGCCACCAUCUGCAACACCCACGUCAUCAUCAUCAUCGUCAAUGAGACCCGUCACAAAGGCGACACAGAGGAGCCCGGCCACCUCCAUCAAACCGCGGUGGGAGAGCCAUCCCGGGAGCACGACAGCAGCAGUUUUAAAACCUCCACCAUGUCCCACCGCGGAGGCUGAAUCUGAGGAAAAAAAAGGAACAGUGAUGGCGACACCUCCGUGUGUGGAAGGAGAGGCGGACGGCUCGCAGGAGAAAGACUCAGAUGACUGGUUCGGGCCUCAGAGGAGGGCAGUGCCGUUCUUCGCCUGGUCCCUGCUGGAGUCUGUUGGACUGACCGACAUGCAGCUGCAGCCAGACACCAAAGAAUGCAGUCACUCCUUCAACGUGUACGGCAGCGACGGUCAAUCCAGGCGGGAGAUGCCGGCGCUCGGGGAGAUGCUCCGCUGCCUGACGGGACGCUGCCCGCACGAGUACGAGAUGUACGGCUGCUACUGCGGACAGGAGGGCGGCGGGCAGCCUCUGGACCAGCUGGACAGGUGCUGCUUCUUCCAUCACUGCUGCCUGAAGCAGAUCAGCUCGAUGGGCUGCAGGCCGGACAGGAAGCUCAAUGCUCAGCUCUCCUGUGAGAACGCCAGACCGCGAUGUCAGGGGGUCACUGUGUGCGACAAACUGCAGUGCGUGUGCGACAAAACCACAGCAGAGUGCAUGGCGGCCGCACACUUUAACCACAGCCUGCCGGAGCAGCGGUGUCGCGGGCCAGCGCCCCCCUGCCGCCGGGCCAGCAGACCCCCCAAACCUCUGAGGGUCUCCCCUCAGUCCAGCGAGGAGUCGGACAUGGAAGUCGGGGACACCAGCAGUGAUGAGGACACAUACACACCUCCACCUCAGCGACCUCCUGACAGCGAUGAAAGCUCUGACCUGAAGGACGAAGAGAAGUCAACUCCUUCUGCUGGAUCAUCAGGAGGUGUGACACAUCCUCCUCUUCCUCCUCCCCCUCCCCCUCCUGCUGCUUCCAGUGAGCAGAGCAGAGAGCGACCGACAGUCAGCGGGUUUCAAACCCAGAACCUCAGGCCGAGUGCAGGACAGAGCCAGGGGCAGCAACCAGGAGACAGGAAGGAGGAGGAAGAGGAGGAGGAGGAAGACAAAGGAAAAGAGGAGGUGGAAGACAUAGAGGAAGAGGAGGAAGAAGACAAAGGAGAAGAAGAGGAGGAGAAAUAGAAGCUAAAGAAUUGCUUUUCGGUGACAGAUUUGUGAUUUGAAGUCAUUUUGGGGCCUCGUUAAAAGAUGUCAGAAUAUGUUGAGUCCAGGUUGAUUUAUUAAAAACAAAAAUCAGUUUGUUUCCUUUGAUUUCUAUUUAAACACAUGAAGUGAAUGUGAGUAAAUGAAGGCGAACAGGCCUCUCUGGGAUCUUCCUCUGAACAGUUCAGACAGAUGACGCUAAUAAAGACAUCAGGACUCGACAGCUUCGAUAGAAACACUUUAAUCUCAACGCACAUUUUUCUAUUU
This is a messenger RNA of Archocentrus centrarchus (flier cichlid), 2492 nucleotides long. RefSeq names its product otoconin 90 (gene oc90). Lineage: Eukaryota; Metazoa; Chordata; Actinopteri; Cichliformes; Cichlidae. Gene Ontology annotation, biological process: lipid catabolic process; arachidonate secretion; phospholipid metabolic process. Gene Ontology annotation, molecular function: phospholipid binding; calcium ion binding. The transcript has 14 exons. Bases 45 to 2204 code for a protein of 719 amino acids. The record is from RefSeq and is a predicted model, not a curated record.